This is a messenger RNA of Salvelinus sp. IW2-2015, 2942 nucleotides long. RefSeq names its product protein phosphatase 1L. Gene Ontology annotation, molecular function: protein serine/threonine phosphatase activity; cation binding. NCBI's taxonomy places the organism in Eukaryota, Metazoa, Chordata, Actinopteri, Salmoniformes, Salmonidae. Gene Ontology annotation, cellular component: cytosol; nucleus. The record is from RefSeq and is a predicted model, not a curated record. Gene Ontology annotation, biological process: positive regulation of canonical Wnt signaling pathway; negative regulation of canonical NF-kappaB signal transduction; positive regulation of canonical NF-kappaB signal transduction.
UUGAAAACUGAGCGAGGGGGGGGGGGUGUUGUUGUUGAUGCGGGUGAGUAGAAGCUGAAUAGGAGCAUUUCCCACACAAGAAACGGGGUGAACGCAAAAAGAGGCCACCAAACCCCUACGUCGUCCCCGGUGACAACUCCUCACAUUCCGCUGGGUCUUCGCCCGUUAUUCGCGAAGCCUGCAAUGGGCUACAGACGAAAGCGGCUUCAUAACGGGUUUUGUCGGGAGAUCCUCUUGCUGCAGCUGUCCUUCGGAGAGCCAGGAGGACAGUCUCGCGUGUAUAUUUCAAGACAGCGGGCCUAGCCAAUGACUGUGACCACGUUCGUCCUUCGCUCUUCACUUCAGUGUGGCUUUAUUCGGCUGAGUAAAUCCUGGGAAUACAUUGACCAUUUAAAUCCAAUUUGAUAUUUAUAGCAGUUCUGACAUCAGACAUUUAUAUGGUGGAAGUGUUUUAUUGUCCCAUUGAACGGAUAUAAUGGAGUGAAUUGCACGAGGGGAGCGACAGUCAGUAGUUUUCUUGCGUGUGAUGAUAGGAGACACAAUGACGCUGUUGUCUCUUUUGGGUCGGAUCAUGCGUUAUUUCCUCCUGAGGCCAGAGACAUUGUUUCUACUAUGCAUUAGCUUGGCCUUAUGGAGUUACUUCUUCCACACGGACGAGGUGAAGACCAUCGUCAAGUCUAGCCGGGAUGCCGUGAAGAUGGUGAAGGGGAAAGUGGCGGAGAUAAUGCAGAACGACAGGUUGGGGGGCCUGAACGUCCUAGACGCGGAGUUCUCCAAAACCUGGGAGUUCAAAAAUAACAAUGUAGCAGUGUACUCCAUUCAGGGGCGGCGUGACCACAUGGAGGACCGCUUCGAGGUGCUCACUGACAUCACCAACAAGAGUCAUCCGUCUAUAUUCGGGAUAUUUGACGGUCACGGUGGUGAGGCUGCAGCUGACUACGUGAAGGCCCACUUGCCAGAGUCUCUGAGGCAGCAGCUACUGUCCUAUGACAGGGAGAAGAGGGAGGGUGUUCUCUCCUACCACAGCAUCCUGGAGCAGCGCAUCCUGGCUGUGGACCGAGACAUGGUGGACAAGCUCUCCGCCAAUCAUGACGAAGCAGGCACUACAUGUCUGGUGGCCCUGCUAUCGGACCGGGAGCUGACGGUGGCCAACGUUGGGGACUCGCGGGGCGUGCUGUGUGACAAGGAUGGGAAUGCGGUGGCGCUGUCACAUGACCACAAGCCCUACCAGCUCAAAGAGCGCAAGAGGAUCAAGAGGGCAGGGGGCUUCAUAAGCUUCAACGGUUCAUGGCGCGUCCAGGGCAUCCUGGCCAUGUCUCGCUCGCUGGGCGACUACCCCCUGAAGAACCUCAACGUGGUCAUCCCCGACCCUGACGUGUUGACCUUUGACCUGGACAAGCUGCAGCCCGAGUUCAUGAUCCUGGCAUCGGACGGCCUGUGGGACGCCUUCAGCAACGAGGAGGCGGUGCGCUUUGUGCGCGAGCGCCUGGACGAGCCGCACUACGGUGCCAAGAGCAUUGUGCUGCAGUCCUUUUACCGCGGCUGCCCAGACAACAUCACUGUCAUGGUGGUCAAGUUCAAGCGUGGUCCUGUGGGGAACAGGGCCGGGGAGUAGAGGUGGUGAUGAGGUCACAAUGUCAUGAUAGGGUCAUCAUUAUUGUUAUGUUAUAGAUUGUCUCUUCUCCCUUGUUGAUGGUGUAGCAAGCGAUCAACCUGGGGAGGAUUGGGAACUGUUGCAACCUGGAUACCUGGCAUUCUCUCUGACACGCACGUACACCUACACCCAAAACCAUUUGUUUUCAUUUCUUCUGACCAUUUACUCUGAAGCUGGAGUGCUAGAUCGUCCUGACACACAUACGUACACACACACACUUCCGUCUCACACGUUGGCAUUCAGCAUGAACACUAAUCUCAUCCAUUCAGUCUUUACUGACACACAACUGGAGAUCACCCCUCCUGCAUCAAUGAGAAGAUGACUCUCUGACUCAACCAGCACUGCAUACUGUGAUCUACUGUUCUCUACCAACAAACAACAGCAGUGUGUUCUACUGUCAACGGACUGACACUGUCCUGAAGAGAAAAAAAAGAGAAAACAUUUACCUUUUGGGACUUUUAUUGUUGUGGAAUGAUAAGCCCUUAUAUCAGCCCAUAAAAAUGCUGUAAGUUCCUUGGUCGUAUACAGGAUCAAACCCUGACUUAGCUCCAGCCAUUGCCUUUUUAUGUUAACACAGUCUUAACCAGGCUGAUGUAUAGUUACUCUAUUAUGGUACUGGACCUGUAUAGGAUAUUUGUUUAGCCUAUCCAUGUUUGGGAAAGAUCUGUGAAUGUUAGCACACAGGUGUUGGUGCUUCCGUCGGAAUCGACUGAUUUAAAGGCUACACAGCUGAAACAGUAAGGCUAAUUGCCAGUAAUAUGCAAUACGAUUGGAGUGAGUACUGAUGUGUUAAUAAGGUCAGGAUCAUGUUAGAGACCAAGGAUGGCCAACUUUGCUCCGAGGGUAGCAGCAGUGUGUGCAGGGUUUCAUUCCAGCCCAGCACACCUGAUUCAAAGAGUUUUAAGUAAUAAAGACUGCACACACUGGUUAUCCAGGAACAGUUGGCCACCCUUGUGUUAGUUUUACUACUGUACUACUGUAUUGAAUACUACAAUUACUACUGUAUUUCAUAGGUACAUUUUAUGCUUGAAAUUAUGUGGCAAGCCUUUUAUAAUUUAACAAUGUACCUUAUUUGCCUUAUUUAUUGUUUCCGUUUUAAUAUUAUUGCCAAAACAAAACAUAUACAGCUGUUUAUUGUUGACCUUUACACACGCAUAAGUCGAUAAUGUAACAACAAGCAUCGCUUGUAGACAGCUCACCAACAACUCAUAUACUCUGCCAAACACAAAAUGUAUGACUUUGCUGAAUAUAGUCUGUCAAUAUUAAAAUUCAAUGCUACCUUGUGAAA